AUGCAAUGGACGCUGCGCUUUAAGCAGCACAAAACCACUAUCCUCCUCUUCGUCCAGCAAAGCCAACCCUUCGAAUCAAUAAAGCGCGACCUCCUAGAUGCAAUCAAAGCUACAGGUAUUCAGGACAUCAACGGCAAUGCUCUACCUUCAGGUCCGGAAGACAUCGAGUUUGGUGUGCCAAGAGACAAGAACGACCCCAGCAAAGGUUGGGUAGCUCUCAAGAUCCCAGAGGUUGAGGAUGGAGAUACGAAGGGCAAGGGUGUCAAGAAGGGUAGCAUCUUGAAUGAGAGUCCAUUGGGUGCUGGGCUGAAAGAUGGGACUAUGCUGGCUUUCAAGUUCACAAAAUCAACCGAGGAGGCUGCAAUGGAUCUGGAUGAUGAAUGGGACGUCAUAAUACCCAGCUACGACGACGAGGCUGGGAGCCAAAGCCAGGGUCGUGGAUGA
Messenger RNA from Letharia columbiana, 444 nucleotides. RefSeq lists its product as uncharacterized. The record is from RefSeq and is a predicted model, not a curated record. Bases 1 to 444 code for a protein of 147 amino acids. The transcript has a single exon. Lineage: Eukaryota; Fungi; Ascomycota; Lecanoromycetes; Lecanorales; Parmeliaceae.